CAGGAAGAUAUGAGAAUGUUGGGAGUUAGAGGUCAAGUAUUAAUUUUUAUUUUGUAAAAUAAAAAUGAUUUUGAUUAUGAUUUUCGCUGUAAUUGAGCAGCACUAGUUACAGAUUUGUUUGUUGUAAUGUUUUAUAGCACUCUUUACGUUCAGUUAUUGCACACAACACUGUAUACUUUAACUUGUCUGACACACAGAGGAGACAGGAACACUUUCCUGUCAACUUUCAGACGCCAUGCAGCAAGGAACUGACUCUAGGUCUGACCCAGGACAUGAUACAAAAGAGAAAAGUGAGAGUAGCAGUGAACCUGAGGAGACACAAACAGAAAAGACGACACAGAUUCCCAGUGGUUCUGAGACCGAGAACCAACCUCACUCUGGCACAGGACCUAAUAGAGAAGUGGAUGGAGAAAAAGGCAGUAAACCUGAGAGAAAUGAAGGCCCGUCAGGUGAUUCUUUGCCAGAAAAGGCACCUAACGAAGAUGAUGAGGAGACAGGAACACUUUCCUGUCAACUUUCAGACGCCAUGCAGCAAGGAACUGACUCUAGGUCUGACCCAGGACAUGAUACAAAAGAGAAAAGUGAGAGUAGCAGUGAACCUGAGGAGACACAAACAGAAAAGACGACACAGAUUCCCAGUGGUUCUGAGACCGAGAACCAACCUGACUCUGGCACAGAAACUAAUAGAGAAGUGGAUGGAGAGAAGGGCAGUAAACCUGAGAGAAAAGAAGAAUCCCCUCUUAAUAUCCAAAAGCCUGAAGAAGAAGAGACGGCAAGCGAUGAAGAAGAUGUGGUGAGGGAUGAGAACGUCCAACCACAGAUCAUUGUGCAAGGGAAUAAUAAAACAGUUUGGACUGCAGCUGCUGUCAUUCUGUUAGCUUUGGUUUGUGCAUUAUGUCAGCGUAGUCCUGACUCAACUCCACCUAUACCAAACAAGGUUGAUGUGGUGGACGUAUUCAAUCAGGAAAUGAAAAAACUUGAGACUACCUUUCCAAAUCAGCAUCCAGAGCUCUGGAGGAGGAGUCUUAUUCAUCUCAGGCGCCACCUAAAGACUAAGAACCCCACUGAACCCGUCAGCCUGAUUCUGACAUCUGGUCACAGAGCUGAAAAGACGCUUGGUUGCCUGGCCCUAUGCUUGGCCCGAGCCUUUUCUACUGCCCAUAACUCUUCAGUUCUGAAUAUUAAUGGCAAAAACAAAGCAUCACAAGACAGUGAUCAGGUCAAGCUGGACAUUGAUAGUGAAUUGAGAAAAGCCUUUGAGGGUAAAAAGUCUGCUGCAGUUAUCCACCGUUUUGAGGAGCUCCCUCCUGGAUCCACUCUCAUCUUCUACCGUUACUGCGACCAUGAGAAUGCGGCUUUUAAAGAUGUCUUCCUGGCCUUUACUGUAAUGCUUGAUGCAGAAGUGGAAGUGCCAUCCAAUGUCAGUCUAGGAAGAGUUGAGGAGAUGGUUCAAGAGCACAUAAAACAGAAGUUUGUUUCCUCUGACAAGUCAGCUACGUUUAAUCAAAUGGAUGUUGACAAACUAGGUGGACUGUGGAGCCGAAUUUCACAUCUCAUUUUGCCAGUGGCUGCAGAAAAGAAAAUUGAAGAGCAGGGCUGUGGGGAUUGGGAUACAUCAUUUUGAAAAUAGUUAUCACACU
Sinocyclocheilus rhinocerous is the source of this 1640-nucleotide messenger RNA. Its product is annotated as torsin-1A-interacting protein 2. Gene Ontology annotation, cellular component: membrane. Gene Ontology annotation, molecular function: ATPase activator activity. The record is from RefSeq and is a predicted model, not a curated record. Lineage: Eukaryota; Metazoa; Chordata; Actinopteri; Cypriniformes; Cyprinidae. The coding region runs from base 236 to 1624 and encodes 462 amino acids. The transcript has 8 exons. Gene Ontology annotation, biological process: membrane organization.